Molecule: messenger RNA, 1389 nt
Organism: Penicillium odoratum
Lineage: Eukaryota; Fungi; Ascomycota; Eurotiomycetes; Eurotiales; Aspergillaceae
Product: MFS transporter
Exons: 5
Coding region: 1-1389 (462 amino acids)
Biological process (GO): transmembrane transport
Molecular function (GO): transmembrane transporter activity
Source: RefSeq, a predicted model, not a curated record
AUGGGAUACGACGACGAUGUCUUCGAGGACGCAUACGCAUUCCAGGAUGAAAGGUGGGAGAAAGGUCCAAACCUCAAUAUCAGUGCUUUCGGAUAUGGUCGUCUGAACCCUCUGUGCUCUAUGACUGAACCCUCGUUGCUAGAUUAUUCCGAUUAUACCCGUUGCAUUGCCAUGUACGGUGGUACUCUUCUUCUUGGAUCUCCUAUAUCCGGGUAUAUCGCCGAUCAAUGUCGCUCAAGGAAAAUUCCCUUUAUCUGUGGCCUUGCUGCCUUGGGCACCUCAACCGCGCUUUUUGCGUUUGCGCGCACGUUUCCAAUUCUCGUUAUUGCGCGAUGUCUCCAGGGCUUAUCUGCAGCGGCUGUUUGGGUUGUUGGGCUUGCCAUCGUGGCUGAUGAUGUACCAUCUGAUCGUGUUGGUGCUGCUAUGGGAAAAACCACCAUUGGACUGACGUGCAGAUUUAUCUUUGGACCCAUGUUGGGUGGAUUGAUCUGCGACAAGUUUGGAUAUUAUGCAGCAUUUCUGCUUCCUACACUCUUAAUUGUUUUGGAUGUUGCGCUGCGGUUCGCCAUGAUUGAGAAGUCAGUCCACAAACCUCCAACCAACCUCUACGAUACUCUCAACCCGCAGGAAGCGGGGUCUACUGCUCAUCGUUCGACGUGUCGAGAAGAUAAUACUGAAAGCGCUCCUCUCUUGCGGUCUUUGAUGGCUCCUAAUGAGGAAGGAAACCCCCAGAGACAAAAUAUUACAAUCUUUCAUCUCUUCCUUACCCCAAUAUUUCCAAUUGCUAUGUUUGCAACAGUUUGUAUGGCGCUCCUAUUCUCGGCUUUGGAGACUGUGCUACCACUGUUUGUCAUGGAUACCUUUGGCUGGACAACCGGUGGAGCGGGUUUAGUUUUAGUCGCCUUAUCAGUUCCAAAUUUUGCCGGAGUGCAAAUUGAUAUGCUGGUUGAUAGCGUAGGAGUUCGUAGCUUGGGAACUAUCGGCUUCGUCAUCGGCAGCUGCGGCUGGCUUUUACUGCGACUUGUCACCAACAACAGUGUAGGACAAGUGGUACUAUUGGUUUGCUUACUACUUAUCUUAGGAGUGUCCUUCGUCAUCACCGAGAUCUGCGCUAUGACCGAAGUAUCACAACUCAUUGGCGAUUAUGAAUCUGAGAACCCAGGGGCAUUUGGAGAGAAGAGCCCUGUUACACAGGCGUAUGCGUUUUUCAAUAUGUCAUUCGCCGGGGGUCAGCUUCUUGGCCCCCUAAUUGCCGGUGCAAUCCGCGUUCAUGCCGGGUGGAGUAAUAUGACUCUUGUUCUUGGCAUUUUGACUGGUCUAAGUGCAAUUCCCAUUGCAUUUUUCAGUGGCCCCCCAAAGAGGGUAACAGAGGAGGCUGAAAAUAUUUAG